Molecule: messenger RNA, 2133 nt
Organism: Punica granatum (pomegranate)
Lineage: Eukaryota; Viridiplantae; Streptophyta; Magnoliopsida; Myrtales; Lythraceae
Source: RefSeq, a predicted model, not a curated record
AUGGCGCGGGGCCAAAAGUUUGAGGAGUAUGUUACCAAGUGGCGGACUCAAGCAGCAAAGCACAUCCCUCCGAUCAGCGAGGCGCGACAGAUCCAACUGUUCCACUCCACACUAAGAGGAGUGUAUUAUUCGAAUUUGUUGGCCCACACUUCCUCAUUCUCCAGUCUGAUCGACACUGGGAAGAAGCUUGACAUGGGCAUCAAGCUUGGGAAGAUAGAAGGACCGACCAGAAAGGAGGAGCAGUCAUCAAAGAAUGCCGCUACUGCGCCAUCACCAACGGGCAUACUCCCGACGUAUUCAGGCACCCUUCCAACGCAUCUCCCGCCCCCGACGUCUUCAGGGGCGCUUCUACCGCCGGUCUCAUUAACUUCCGCCGCUACUGACGACCGAGCCCGCAUUACGGCACUCGAGGGCACAGUCAACCAGAUGGCCGCCAAUAUGGCAGAACUGCUCGCCCUACUCAGAGGGCAGAAUCGUGCCUCCUCAAGCUCCACGCCUCCACCGGGGCAGGGACCGACAGCCGACCCAGCACCCGGGAUUCCACCGACCCAAGCCCCGGAAAAUAUGGAUGCGCCGACCCCGCCAACGCUGCAUACGUCGGUGGCUCAACCUCUCACCAACCCAUAUCCAUCACCACCGGCCCCCACGGCCGUCCCUCUUCCACCAGCGGCAUUCCUCACCUCAGAUCAGGCCGAAGACAUCCCGACGUGGGAUGACCUCUCUCGGAAGUUCAUCGACCAGUACCGGUAUUGCGCAGAAACGCCUCCCACCCUUUUGGAGCUAAGCACGAAAGAAAUGGCGCGGGGCCAAAAGUUUGAGGAGUAUGUUACCAAGUGGCGGACUCAAGCAGCAAAGCACAUCCCUCCGAUCAGCGAGGCGCGACAGAUCCAACUGUUCCACUCCACACUAAGAGGAGUGUAUUAUUCGAAUUUGUUGGCCCACACUUCCUCAUUCUCCAGUCUGAUCGACACUGGGAAGAAGCUUGACAUGGGCAUCAAGCUUGGGAAGAUAGAAGGACCGACCAGAAAGGAGGAGCAGUCAUCAAAGAAUGCCGCUACUGCGCCAUCACCAACGGGCAAAUCGCAACUGGCGUCGCACCGAUACCCAACUCGUCAGCGUCUCAGGAUGACGGAAGAGAACCGAGUUGAUAUCUCCGAGGAAGUCAAUCCGCCGGUCCCGGUUCAUUCUCAACCGCCCCCGACACACGCUCCGCCGCCUCCAACUCCAGCAGGCACACUCCCGGCGUAUUCAGGCGCCCCUCCGACACAUCUCCCGCCCCUGACGUCUUUAGGGGCGCCCCUCCCACGAGUCUCACUGACGUCAUUCGCCUCCGACAACCAAGCCCGCAUCACGGCACUCGAAGGCACGGUUAAUCAACUAGCUGCGAGCAUGACCGCCAACAUGGCGGAACUGUUCGCCCUACUCAGAGGACCGAACCGCUCAUCCUCGAGCUCCACGCCUCCACCGGGACAAGGGCCAACAGUCGAUCCAACCCCUUGCGUUCCGCCAACCCAAAUUCCGGAGAACAUUGAUGCCCCUGCGCCGCCAACACUGCAUACGUCCACGGCUCACCCUUUCACCAGUCCAUUUUCGCCGCCACCCGCCCCCACAGCCGUCCCUCUUCCACCGGCAACAUUCUUGUCUUCGGAACAGGCCCCGUCCGCGCCUCCACUUGUCUCCAUACCGGCCCCAGCCGCGAUCUAUACCGUCCCUCCGCCGAUGGUCUUUUCGGCGCCGAGCGCACCUGCUCCGACUCACCCUCAAGCCGCAGAGCUUCCCUCCUACCCGCCUCUACAACCUCACACCAACUUUCCCUACCAAGCACCGCCGCCCAUAAACACCACUUGCCACGAACCGGGCACGCCGACUCACGCGGCCCAGUUCGCCUCACCGACUCACUUUUUCGCCGAGGCUGACACUGAGCAGGAGCGAAGACUCAAGAGGAUGGAAGAAACGAUACGGGCCCUGCAGGCAAGUGAUACUCGACCCGAUGCGCCCUACGGUGACUGUAGUCUAUUCCCGGGCAUGCGAUUACCAACGAAGGUCAAGAUCCCGGAGUUCAGGAUUUACGAAGGCACAACGGAUCUGCGGCACCAUCUCCGCCAUUACCAGGGGAAGAUGCUACAAUAUUAG